AUGGUGUGCCUUCCUCUUGUUCUGAACAGCCCCCAACAGUAUCAGUUAGACAAUGAAAUUAAUGAAAUAAUAGAGGAAUCUUGGGGACAUUGGAUGAAUCUCACCUCCUCAUUUGUGAAUCAACAUUUAGGAUUUGCCGAUAACUCCACCCAAAAUAAUAUCACUCUUGAAAAUCAUCUCCUGAUAACCAUUCCACGAAAUCUAGUCUCAGCUUUAUUCUCGCAAUGCGCAGGACCUUCCGGAAAUGAGAGCUUAUUUAAAGCCAUCUCUCUCGACAUUAAGUUUAACUUCACUGGGCUAUUGAAUGUCCCCAUAUUUCGAAGUAAAGCAAUUGAAUUCAAGGGAUACUUUGUCGCUCAGGCAGUUGAAAUGAUGGUGGAGAAACUGGAAGUGGGACUUCUUCCUCCAAACUUUGAGCUUCUUCUGGAAGCUCUAGUCUCAGAGCGGAAUAAUGAGAAAUCGGAGGAAACUGGUAGCACCACAGCUCUCGAUACUGCUGAUCGAUUUUGGUCUGAAGCAAUCAAAGGUGCCUCUGAUAGGGAACGAGCCAUUAGAACAGCACUUGUGAGUCUUCAUACAGAUAAGCAGAUUCUCAAGAGAACCACCCAUCUUCAGCGAAUUUUGGGCCAAGAUUUCGUAAUUGUACGUAACUCUUCGUCUUCCUGUUCAUUCCGGCUUGCCCAACUUCCCCGCAUUUCCCAUUACGCUCUCCGAUUAAUACGCUCCACAAGAAAGAGCUUUAGAUUCAAGGAACAGCUUCAGGGUCUACUUAGAGCAGCUGUCACUCUAAAUCAAAUAAGUAAACUUCCAAGUUUUACGCAAAGUCUUUCAAAUUUUGCCGGAUUGGCCUAUAAAAUGGGGCUUUCAAAAGCUUCGUCAAAAACGUCAAUACAAAAUCUGCUGUUGAGUGUUCACGGAGUCAUUGGCAUGGAGUUUGAUCGCAUUGUGAGUGCAUUUGAAACUCAUAUUGCUGCAAAAGUGAUUAAUGCCCGCCUUGCAUCCGCAUUAGAACGAUUUACAGCACCUUGUGACAGACUUGGCGCCAUCGCUUGGGAUGCUGUGAAGAGUACCUGCAUUGUAAAUUCCCCCGCAAUGAUGAAGCAGGGCAAAUUCGUGCCCAUCUUUCAGAGAAUGGCGGCAGUUGGUUUGGCCAUCUUACUUCUCAUAUCCCUUUAUUCCCUGCUUUGUCUUAUUUAUAUUUGUAUCAUAAAAUCUCUCUCCUCCUCAAAGCAGUCUGCUUAG
Messenger RNA from Rodentolepis nana, 1242 nucleotides. The record is from the annotation of a GenBank genome assembly. NCBI's taxonomy places the organism in Eukaryota, Metazoa, Platyhelminthes, Cestoda, Cyclophyllidea, Hymenolepididae.